Molecule: messenger RNA, 821 nt
Organism: Talaromyces stipitatus ATCC 10500
Lineage: Eukaryota; Fungi; Ascomycota; Eurotiomycetes; Eurotiales; Trichocomaceae
Exons: 2
Coding region: 21-821 (266 amino acids)
Cellular component (GO): nucleus
Molecular function (GO): DNA binding
Source: RefSeq, a predicted model, not a curated record
AUACUAUUCAACGCGUCAACAUGCCACCAAUUCGCAAUAAAAACGAAAAGAAUUUAGCAGAGCAAGAGGGGCGGAUCUUGUUAGCUAUUUCCGACUUAAAAAAUGGAAAAAUCUCAAGUGUGUAUCAAGCCGCAAUCAUUUACAAUAUUCCUCGGACGACGCUAUAUGACAGGUUAAACGGAAUUCAACAAAGAUCUAUAAUACGUGCCAACGGACAUAAAUUGUCUCAAUUUGAAGAGGAAUCACUUGUCAAAUGGGUACUCGAUCUAGACAAACGUGGAUUCCCCCCUCGGCACUCUCUUGUACGAGAGAUGGCUAAUUACCUUCUUUCACAACGUGGAAAUCAACAGGUUGGAGAGAAAUGGGUCUAUAAUCUCAUUCAACGUCGCCCAGAGAUUGAAUCAAAAUUUUCACGGAAAUAUAACUACGAGCGUGCUAAAUGCGAAGAUCCGAAGUUAAUCCAAGAAUAUUUUGAUCGCGUACGAGAGGUUAUAUCAAAGUACGGAAUCUUACCAGAAGAUAUCUACAAUUUUGAUGAGACUGGCUUUGCUAUGGGACUCUGUGCAACCGCAAAGCCUGGAAAUCGAGAAUGGGUGACUGCAAUUGAGGCAAUUAAUUCAACUGGAUGGGCCCUGCCUUCAUACAUCAUUUUCAAGGCAAAGAAAUAUACUCGGUUAGGCUGGUUUGAGGAUCUUCCUGAUGACUGGAGAAUCAAUAUCAGUGAUAAUGGAUGGACUAUAGAUAAGAUUGAGUUAGAAUGGCUGAAAACCCAUUUUAUUCCUCUUACUAAUGCCGUGCAAUGGGAAAUUAUCGCAUGUUAA